Galendromus occidentalis (western predatory mite) is the source of this 2753-nucleotide messenger RNA. Its product is annotated as sodium-dependent glucose transporter 1B. The transcript has 6 exons. The record is from RefSeq and is a predicted model, not a curated record. NCBI's taxonomy places the organism in Eukaryota, Metazoa, Arthropoda, Arachnida, Mesostigmata, Phytoseiidae. Gene Ontology annotation, molecular function: D-glucose transmembrane transporter activity. The coding region runs from base 339 to 1841 and encodes 500 amino acids. Gene Ontology annotation, biological process: transmembrane transport.
ACUCUCGCAAGGAGACCGAAUCACGCGCCGGAUCAACCGGAGUAGAGGCUGUGGUGUUCAAAAAAGCGCUUCAUCGAGACACGACUAUCCUUCCUCGGCAGAUAGAGCCGGGUAGCUUUCCCGCUCAAGCGACCCCUAGACAACGGGCUCAUCGUGAUCAGAGCCCGAACUAUAUCUCGAGCGGAGAGCGUUCAACAACUCAAAGAUGAAGGGAGCCGGCUCAGCAUCCGGCAAUCCUUCGGAAUGCCUCCGUCUCUUGCAGACAAGCAAUGUUUUUCUGGCGCUUUUCACGCUGGGCUUCGUGACCGCCGUCUUCGGCCCGACACUCAAUGAAUUGAAUGAUGUCUACCACGAGAGCAUCAAGAACACGGUCCAGCUUCUCUCCUUGCGAGGCUUCGGAGUCUUCGUCGGUGAGUUGCCUCUGUUGUUCGGGAGACGCUCGAUUAUUUCCCACUUCUUACUGGAGUCCGCGGACGGACGACAGGUCGAGAGGGCAUGAGUCGAGAGAGGAUUGGUGCUCCUUGGAAGCGUUUUCGGGAGCAAUGAGAAGAGUAAUACCCAGGCCCUUCGAUCGUGAAAUGUGUUAUCCAGCCAGAUUCAGAUUGGGACCCAAGAACUAUCGGCAUGAGAUCGCAAGGGUCGGGGAAUCUCGUUCGAAAAUAUAUUCAAUCAACCGAUCUUAUUUGAAAAGAUACCUCGAAUUCCCCGCAGGAUCGCUUUUGGGCAGCUCCAUAUUGUACAGAUUCUUCAACGGAAAAAUAUGCCUAGCGUUAGCGAUGAUCCUUGGAGGGUUUUUCCACGCUAUCAUACCCGUUCUCCCGAGCUUGGCACAUGCCGCUGCAGCCACGUUAGCCGCUGGGACUUGCGUCGGAGUACUCGAAACUGGAGGCAAUGUAUGGCUGGUACAGCUGUGGAAGGACAAAGUUGGUCCCGUUUUCCAAAUGUAUCAUCUCAGCUACGGAAUUGGCGCGUUGCUUUCCCCGGUCAUCGUGGAACCUUUCCUCCGAACUGAAACCCACGGUCAUAAUGCGACUGAAGCACAUACUGACAUAGCUGCCGAGAGCGUGGUCCAUGUGCCCUUUUUGAUAUUCGGAUCGUCGUACGCUCUGGUCGGAGUGCUGAUGCUGGUGCUCUUCUUCUUUGACACGUCGAAUGUCACUCAACAAACCCCCAAAGACGAUGGGAAGGGAACGAAGACGAACAGUGCAUUCUUCGAGGUCAAAAUAGUAGCGCAUCUCAUCCUCUUUAUCUUGAUCCUGGUCGCGGUGGAAAACCAGAUCGCACAAAUGCUCAGUGUUUACGCGAUCACCAACGAAGAUCUGGAUUUCGAUGAGCACUCGGCGUCGUAUCUCCUCGCCGACUAUUGGGCGACCUUCACAAUAGGUCGAGUGAUAGCAAUUUUCAUGGCCUUUAAACUCCUCCCGUACACGAUUCUCGUUAUCAGCAACACGGUUUGCGUCAUCGGGACCUCGAUCCUGGUGAUCUUCGGCAUGACGCAAAACUGGUCUCUUUGGGUCUCGAUCGGUAUCCUGGGUUUCGGCCUGGCUCCGUGUUACGGCGCAGCAAUGUCGUGGGCUGUCCGCUACGUGAAGCUCCGAUACGUUCACAUGACCCUCGUCCUCGUGGCCUCCUGCACAGGUCAGAUGAUCCCACCCCUGACGGUGGGCUGGAAAAUUGCGACCAAUCCCCGCGUAUUCGUCUACGCCAUCGCGGGUUUCAUGAUCAUCCACACUAUCAACGUGUCUCUUAUGUAUCUGAGCACUAAAGGAGCCGUGGCACAAUCCGAUAAAGAAGUCGAAGCCAAUCCAGCGAAAGAAGUCGUCGAUCUACCGGAUCAGUGAUCGGGACUAAUCGCUGAUUGUGGAAAAUAAGCGGCUCGGCUAAAUUCAAGCAGAUGCCGGAGCAAUUCACUGUUGAGAUGAGCAAGAAUCCACCGAAGUUGGCUGCGCCGGCCAGGAACGCAGCUGGGACAACCGCAUCUUCGUAGGAUUUCUAUAGCGCAUAAUAUUAUAAUCAAUCGAUUCCGAAACGCAUAAUAUUUUAGGGCGAAUGAUCCUUACUUAGCACCAAAGAUGGAAUAAGCGAGCGGUAGCCGUUGAUUUUAAGCGAGUGAAGAAAUUUCGAUGCCUACAGUUUCACGCUCAAUGUACAAGCAUAGUACAGUGCAAUUCCGUGCACCGUCGAUCUAGAUGCUAAAAUGAUAGUGACAAUAAUAAUCUAAUAAUGAAUGAUACGAGCCGUGAGGUCCUGAGCUCCGAGGGCGGUCUCAGCAGUGAAUUUAUGAAUUCACUCAAGAAAAGCAACGGAUAUGUUAAAGGGAAGCAUUGUUGACGGAACCUAGACGAAUCUUCCCGCAAUUCCGAUUAAUCCUCUGCAUAUCAAAAUGCUCAAUAAGUAUCCGGAACAAGGUGUAGCCCCAGGCUACGAUGAGGGAUGUUCGCUCGUCACUAAAUAAGAUUCCCGAGGUCGUCGGGGACUUCCUUCCUCUCUUAAACGCAAUACUUCUCGCGAAAACGAAGCAUCACAACUCACAACACGUCUUCCGGCUUCAUCAAGCGAUUCAGAAAUUUUCAGCGAACUUCCCCAGCUCAGAAAAAUCGUGGAUUCACCUCAAUCUUGUCUCUACAUCUUCUAGCAAAGCAGCCAAGAUAUCGGUCAUUUUGUAUACAGAUUCAAGAUUGUCAAUAAACUCUCUGAGAGUCCAUUCAGCAAGAAGGGUCUCAGGGAGGUAGUCCGACUCCUAGGAGAAUACA